AUGGCUGGUUAUCGAGAGAAAGUGUAUUGGGAGAUUGUGAGCUUAGUUGAAAACAGCACAAUUGCCAGUCUGACAUCCAGACGGUUGGCUACUUCAAACAAGGCGGCGCAGUCCAUGCAUCCGGGGUAUGAUGACCCCGGAUACACCGUGUAUCUUGACGUCAACAAAGGGAAAAGAUAUGUGUGCUCCUGUGAGGAUGGUUGGAUGAAAGUCUCAGCAAGCCUCAGUCAAUUUAAAUGUUAA
Messenger RNA from Paracoccidioides lutzii Pb01, 243 nucleotides. RefSeq lists its product as hypothetical. The transcript has a single exon. The coding region runs from base 1 to 243 and encodes 80 amino acids. The record is from RefSeq and is a predicted model, not a curated record.